AUGGUCAGCCACGGUAGUCGCCAAGAGGUUGCCUCCAUCAGUGCGAUUGAAUUUCUCACCGGAGAGGUACUUCUUCAUACCUUCGUUCAGCCGGCGGAUAAAGUGACGCGUUGGAACACCCGGUGGAGUGGUAUUACCUCGAAGAAGCUCAAUGCUGCCCGUCGCCAAGGGAAAGUUCUCUGGGGCUGGAAGGAGGCCCGAAGCGCACUUUGGAGUUUCGCGAACCAGAGCACGGUCUUUAUCGGCCACGCUAUUCGUAAUGAUCUUGAGGCACUAAAGAUCAUUCACCCCAGGAUCAUUGAUCCCUCGAUCCGAACGAAUGAAGCGGUAUUCCGGCAAAAUUCCAACAAGCGCCUCUGGUCCCUCACAAUCCUAUCACAUUGGCUCGCUCAGUAG
Penicillium diatomitis is the source of this 396-nucleotide messenger RNA. RefSeq lists its product as uncharacterized. Bases 1 to 396 code for a protein of 131 amino acids. The transcript has a single exon. NCBI's taxonomy places the organism in Eukaryota, Fungi, Ascomycota, Eurotiomycetes, Eurotiales, Aspergillaceae. The record is from RefSeq and is a predicted model, not a curated record. Gene Ontology annotation, cellular component: nucleus. Gene Ontology annotation, biological process: ribosomal large subunit assembly; rRNA processing. Gene Ontology annotation, molecular function: nucleic acid binding; exonuclease activity.